This is a messenger RNA of Spodoptera frugiperda (fall armyworm), 2241 nucleotides long. RefSeq lists its product as uncharacterized. The record is from RefSeq and is a predicted model, not a curated record. The transcript is spliced from 11 exons. The coding region runs from base 1 to 2241 and encodes 746 amino acids. NCBI's taxonomy places the organism in Eukaryota, Metazoa, Arthropoda, Insecta, Lepidoptera, Noctuidae. Gene Ontology annotation, molecular function: glutamate-gated receptor activity. Gene Ontology annotation, cellular component: membrane.
AUGAACCAAUAUUACGUGAUCUAUACGAUAUUGCUUGCGCAUGCAUUACCAUUAGACGCUUACUGCCCUGAAUCGACGGUAGCGUCACUGCCCUUUGUGCUGGAGUACGCAGUGUGGCGUGGAUGGCAUCAAGCCGUGAUUUAUACCCCAGAUCUCGAACCAGGUUGUCAAUGGGCUAUAGUGCGACUGAUGAAGUGUUUAAGUAUAAAUGGAGUGGCAUCAACAUCUCAGCUGUUUAAAAGUUUCCAUAUGCGAGCUAAUAUCGGCAUCAUCAUCUUAUCUCCACGUCUUAAACGAAAUGCCACUGCGAACUUAACGAAACUUGUUAAUAAGUUACAUGAGCUACAAAUGGAUACAUCAUCUUACGACUGGCUUAUAGCAGCGCGCUCAAAUCGAGACUUCAUUUUCAUAAACGAAAUAUUAAAUGCAACAGCGCUUCGCUUUGAUCAAAAUAUUGUCGUCUCUUUCACGCAAACUAAAUACACUUCGAAGUCAAACAGCUUGGGUCUGUGCGAUGGAAAUUUCAUUUACAAAGCGAGAAGUAAUUCUCAACGUCGAAUACAUCGAGAGUACCAUCGCAAUGAAUACCGGAAUAAUUACAGAAAGCAGAGUAUCAAAACUGAAUACGAAAGGAACUAUUACCGUACCUCAGAAAGAUUUAUUAACCUGACAAGGAAUAAUACGUAUAAAAAGAAUGGGAAUAUUUUACCUCUGUUUCAGUCUGGAGUCACCAACUACAAUUACUCGAGAACAUUUACCAUGUCAAAUAUAAGUAGAUUCUCUUUGAUCGAACAAUCUCGGAAGUGGGGCCUCGUUCACAGGCUGGAACCAACUGAGAGAGUCAUCAGUGUUGUACAGUAUUUUAAAGUACGCAGCAAUUCUACGCUCUAUGUUUGUUUUUUAGGUAAUUGGGAUCGUGUUAGGUCAGUGUCAGGAGUGGAAGUUCCAUACCCGGUUGAAGCUCGGAAUUUCUUGGGUGAGGAGCUGGUAGUAGGAAGGUGCAACUCCACUGGUGAUGGAAACCCAUCAUUGGAAGACGACGGCCCUUCUGCUGAAGAGAUGUUAGAUGACAUCCUGCACUUUCUGACAGUACGAUUAAACACUACGUCUUCAAUUCGAUACUACAGUAAACUAGGGUUCCGAACUUAUGAAGGUACUUGGACUGGUCUACUUGGAGCUCUGAUGGACCAUACAGUAGACGUGGCUUUGGAACCAGUCACCGUCCAUGCAUCUCGACGACAAGAUAUGGACUUCAUCUUUCCUAUUGCUGAGACCAUGUGUAACAUCUACAUCCGCCAGCAAGAGACUUCAACAGUCAGGGACAUAUUCCUGGCUCCAUUCAGCAUUCGACUGGUUGCCUGUGUGGUUGCGGUGGUACUGAUCGCUGCUAUUGCUAUCGUGCUGAUCAGCCACGUCACCUCAACCAUCUGCGUGAACAACCGCCGCAUGGGGUACACGGAAGCCUUGAUCUGGUCUACUGGGAUCCUUUGUCAGCAAGGUGGUACCUGGACGCCUUCGAAUCCAUCUGGCAGUGUGUUGCUGAUCGUAUGCCUGUUCUUUGCUGUGGUGACAUACAAUGCGUAUGCGGCGUUUAUAACCUCCGUGCUGUCUGUAAGAGUGGCCAGUGUGGACACCAUCGCGGCUGUUCUUCAUUCACCUAACUUCAAGAUUGGGUACAUAAGGAAUGGAGCGGAUCAGAUGUAUCUUAUGUCGACAAAGGAUGUCCAGUUGAAUGCUUUCUACAUUCGAGGAUAUUCUGAUGCGGAUAAUUUAGUAUCAUCAGCGGAAGAAGGGCUGGCCAGAGCUGCAAGUCAAGACUAUGCUUUCUUUGCGGGGCAAAGAGUCGCUCGAGCCACUUUAAGAUCGCUUAGCCAAGCUCGUGGUAGGUGCGCAGUGAGGGAAUUACCCGUACAUUCGACUCGUGCGCAUCUCGCCUUUCCUCUACCACGUCAGUCGCCGUACGCUAGACCUACCCUACUAACCCUUCUCCAGCUUCGUAGUGGUGGAGCCCUGGCCCGCCUUGAGGCUGCCCUGGUUCCAGACAUGCCGCAGUGUGCUCCGCCUCCCGGCUUCGCCUCCGCUAGAGCGACUGAUGUACGAUCCGCACUCAUCCUACUUAUCGUCGGACUCAUCACAUCCCUAACUAUCGGUAUUGGGGAAUAUUGCUGGAAAAAUCGCAAGGAAUUAAAAACUUUCUUAGCUCUGUGUUAUCGUCGAAUAAUCAAUAUUGUUCUGCAUUGA